AUGAUCACUGUUUGGGUGACACUUUUACUUAUUACUAUAGGACCAAGUUAUCAAUAUAAUUAUUCGUGUGAUUCAAGUGCAACUUGUGGAUGUUCGUCUAGAUCAACAAGAGUUACUCGUAUUGUUGGUGGAGAAACAGCAGGAGCAAACAAUUGGGGUUGGGUUGUGUCCAUAGAAGUUGAGACUACUGGCGAUCGUGUUAAACUAUGUGGUGGAUCUAUUUUAUCAAGCACAUGGAUCAUUACAGCAGCACAUUGUAUGAGUGGCGCUACAGCAUCGAAAGUAACUGUUUAUGCUGGCUCAAAUGCUAAACAUGCUGGUCAAUCUCGAGUAGCAUCUACUAUUACUGUACAUCCAAGCUAUAAUAGUAAUACUAAAGUUAAUGAUAUUGCUUUAAUAAAGCUUAGCACUCCAUUAACAAUGUCUACGGCAGUAAAGCCUGUUUGUAUACCAUCUGUAUCUUCGGCUACAUUAGCUGCCGGUGAAUGGCCACCAGCUAAUCUAUAUGUUGUUGCAGUUGGAUGGGGUUUGUUGCAGGAAACUGGUUCAUCACCAUUAUAUCUUCAACAAGUAACCUUACAAAUAAUUGACUAUCUUGCUUCGACUUGUUCAAUUAUAUUAGAAGAUCCACAAAAACAACUUUGUGCUGGUGUUCCAGGUGGUAGAAAAGGUACUUGCCAAGGUGAUUCAGGAGGUCCUCUAAUGAUGUUUACAACGAGCAAUCAAUGGGAACUAGUUGGUUUGAUCAGUUAUGGUUCUAAAUGUGCAGAAGCAGAGGCUAUGGGAGUUUAUACGCGUGUAGCUUAUUAUCAAAGUUGGAUAAAACAAACAACGAGUAAUGCAUAUAUAAAUCCAACAUCUUCAGAUUCAGCAAAAAUUGCUCCUUCAAAUUCUACAUGGGAUAAUAUAUUCAGUUCUUCUUCGUCAUUCAUGUUUUUUUUACUUCUUUUCACUUUAUUUUUUCUCAUCUAUUUAUAA
Molecule: messenger RNA, 978 nt
Organism: Adineta steineri
Lineage: Eukaryota; Metazoa; Rotifera; Eurotatoria; Adinetida; Adinetidae
Source: the annotation of a GenBank genome assembly